Messenger RNA from Trichomycterus rosablanca, 1345 nucleotides. It is a transcript of the gene znf277, whose product is annotated as zinc finger protein 277. The transcript has 12 exons. The record is from RefSeq and is a predicted model, not a curated record. Bases 4 to 1323 code for a protein of 439 amino acids. Lineage: Eukaryota; Metazoa; Chordata; Actinopteri; Siluriformes; Trichomycteridae.
AAAAUGGCGUUGUUGAAGCAGAGCACAGGACUGACAGAUGAGCAGGACUGCAUUUUGGAGCCGCUUUGCUUUCCUGAGCAGCAGAGUGCUGGUGUUACACAAUCCUUAUCGGAGGAUGACUGCCAAGUGUGCUGUGUGCUGUGUUCACAUUCGACUUUUCUCUCUCAUAAAGACCAGCUGCUGAAGCAUCUUCUGCUGGAACACAAACUGGUCAUUGCUGAUAUUAAACUCAUCGCAGACUUUCCAAAGUAUAUGCUUUACUGGAGAAAACGGUUUACAGAGCAGCCCAUCACAGACUUCUGUAGUGUCAUCAAGACUAACUCUGAAGGACCUUCUGAGUUGCAGGAAUACUACUUCCUCCUUUGUGAUGUUCUGCCAGAGGACCGUAUCCUUCGAGAAGAGCUGCAGCAGAAACGACUGGAGGAGGUUUUGGAACAGCAGCAGCAGGAACGUGAUGACACGCGUUUUCAGCGCAGCUGCAUGUUUUGUAAUGAAGAAUUUACAGGAAACAGGUCUAUACUGCUCAAUCACAUGGCCAGAGAGCACUCGUUCAGCAUCGGCCUGCCAGACAACAUUGUGUACUGUACACAGUUCCUUGAUCUGCUGGAGAGAAAACUGGACAAUAUGCAGUGUCUCUACUGUGAGAAAAUAUUUCGGGACAAGACGACCUUGAAGGAUCACAUGAGAAAGAAACAACACAGACGCAUCAACGCCAACAAUCACGACUAUGAUCGUUUCUAUGUCAUCAACUAUUUGGAGCUGGGAAAGACCUGGGAGGAGGUGCUGUCUGAGGACGACAGGGAGCUGCAGGAAGAUAAUGAUGAUGACUGGUCUGACUGGCAGGCUCACCCAGUAUGCGCUGUGUGUCUGUACUGUGAACAGCAGGAGGAAACCAUGGACAAGAUCUACACACACAUGCAGGAAACACAUGGGUUUUACCUGCACAAAUUAAAAACAGAUCUCAAUCUAAACUUUUAUCAACAAGUCAAACUGGUUAACUACAUCCGGCGUGAGCUUCACCAGAGCCGGUGCUACGGCUGCCAGAAGAGGUUCGAGACAAGGGAUGAAGUGCUGAAGCACCUGAUGAUGGCAGAUCAUGUAAUGCAACUCUCAGAUGGCACACAUUGGGACCAACCACAGUACUAUUUCCCUACAUAUGAGAACGACGCACUGCUUACAGCUUUGUUGGACAGUGAGAGCGAGUGUGAAGGACCUGAACACAGUUCUGAUGUACCUGUGUUUGCUGAAGACAUUUCCAACCUGAAAGCUUUAAAACAGAACAGUGUGCUGAAGAAUAUGCUUAAGGACAGAGGCAGUACCUAAUAAACUCACUACUGGUCAUCAA